AUACAGUUUAAUUCAAUCAACUAAACAGCACUGAAUUCACCUUGUGGAAUGAAAUGAAGUUUACUGAACUAAAUAAAUGUUACCUAGAUGAAAAUGAACGCAGUUUCGUGGCACCUGUUGACCUAAAAAGUGAUUUUAUUGGAUCACUUCAUUCUUUUUUUAUUGUUUCCGGGGUUUCAUUUUAUUAUUAUUUCUUUGCACUAGAAAUCAUUAGAAAUAAAAGUGCAUUAGUUAGGCAGAGUCAUGAUUUCUAUUUAAUUAUUUAUUUCUAAUUAUUAUGAAAUAAUAAAUAACAUUUAUUUGAAUAUACUACAAGUAUGGAGCAAGAAUUCCGGUUCACGUGCCUCAGUCAGGUUGGAUUUUUGGUCCUUCAUGUAAAAGCGUUUCGGAGCCUCUGGUCUGAUGCGUCCCCGCACUUUAAUUAGAGAUUUUUUGUAAAUGUGUAACUGUGUAAUAAAUCAACGCGGGAUUAAAAAGGGGCGUGGUUUAAUGAUGUCAUUCAGCAGAAACGAAAGUAAUACGUGAAAGAGUUUGGAGAUCAGGAUUGAGCAGGUUGCAGCAGGACACAAUCUCCAGUUUGAAGCUUUUGCAGUCUUUCUUUAAGGAACUGAAGUCACAGCAGUCAUGGCUUCCUCCAGCAGUGCUCUGUGUGAAGAUCAGCUCCAGUGCUGCAUCUGUCUGGAUGUGUUUACUGAUCCAGUCUCUACUCCAUGUGGACACAACUUCUGUAUGAUUUGUCUAAAAGAGUAUUGGGACAGCAGUUCACACUGCCAGUGUCCAGUGUGUAAGGAGAAAUUCUCCACUCGUCCUGAUCUAUGUGUGAAUACGUUCAUCUCUGCACUUGCUGCUCCAUUUAACAAGUCAGUUCAGGUGAAAUCCAGCAGAGAUGCAGAAAACCCCACCCGAUCUCAGGUGCCCUGUGAGGUCUGCUGUGAAAAGCAGUGUGUAGCCGUGAAGUCCUGCCUGAUCUGUAUGGCUUCUUACUGCAAGACUCAUCUGGAACCUCAUGAGAGAGUUUCUUCAUUAAAGAAGCACAAACUGAUUGAGCCUGUGGAGAACCUGGAGGACUACAUCUGCCAGAAACAUGAGAGACCCCUGGAGCUGUUCUGUAGAGACGACCAGACGUGUGUGUGUCAGUUCUGUACUGAAGGAGACCACAAAUCCCACAACACUGUUUCUGUAGAGGAGGAGAGUGUUGAGAAGAAGAAUGAACUGGUGAAGACUCAAGCAGAAGUUGAGCAGAAGAUCCAGGAGCGACUAAAGAAGAUUGAGGAAAUCAAACACUCAGUAGAAGUCAAUAAAAAAAACUCAGAAAAGGAAGAAGCAGAUGUUGUGGAGAUGUUCAGUGCUCUCAUACGCUGCUUUGAGAGAAGCCAGGCUGAGCUGCUCAAGGUGAUGGAGGAGAAUCAGAAAGCAGCAGAGAGGCAGGCUGAAGAGUUCAUUAAAGAUCUGGAGCAGGAACUCAGUGAGCUUAAGAGAAGAAACACUGAUCUGGAGCAGCUCUUACACACUGAGGAUCACCUCCACCUCUUACAGAUUUACCCGUCACUGUGCAGCUCUCCACACACCCAGGACUGGACUUCCAUCACAAUUACCUCUCAUCUGAGUGUGGAGACUCUGAGGAGAGCUCUGGCUCAGCUUCAGGAGACUCUCAGUCAGGAAAUGAAGAAGGUUGAUGAAACUGAACUGAAGAGAAUUCAACAAUAUGCAGUGGACGUGACUCUGGAUCCUGAUACAGCAAAUCCUUAUCUCGUCCUGUCUGAUGAUGGAAAACAAGUUCAUGAUGGAGAUACAAUUCAGAAUCUCCCUGGUAAUCCAGAGAGGUUUGAUACUUGUGUCUGUGUGUUGGGAAAGGAGGGAUUCUCCUCAGGGAGAUUUUACUAUGAGGUGCAGGUCAAAGGGAAGACUGAGUGGGAUUUAGGAGUCGCCAGAGAAUCCAUUAACAGGAAAGGAGAGAUUAAAGCCAGAAGACCUGAAGAUGGAUACUGGUGUGUGGUUCUGAGGAAUAAAACUGAAUACGUGGCUCUGGAAUCUCCCCGUGUCUCCAUCUCCUUGAAACAGUCUCCUCAGAAGGUUGGAGUGUUUGUGGAUUAUGAGGAGGGUCUGGUUUUCUUCUAUGAUGUUGAUGCAAAAUCUCAUAUCUACUCUUUCACUGCUCAGACUUUCACUGAGAAACUUUACCCAUUAUUCAGCCCCUGUUUUAAUGAUGGAGGUGAAAAUUCAGCCCCACUGAUCAUCUGCCCUGUUCAUCAAAACUAAUCCUACAUUUAUAAUUAAGAUCAAAACCUGUAAUGUGGGUAAUUUUAUCAUUGACUGUAAUAUGUUUACUAAUCAGUAGUAUAUCAAUUUCAUUGUGAUUAGUGUGGAUACCUAUAGAACUAUAGAACUCUGGAUAAUUAUGGAAACUCAUGUUAUCUUCUGGCCUGUAAAUACCAGAAGAACAGAUGGUAGACAUUAAUAACUGUGUGAGGAAGACUGAUAUGGAUGAAGAUGUACAGGAAAAGGCACAUGUAUAGAUAAAGAAAAUGGGAUGUUAUAUGGUGAUUAGUUAAUUUGUUUCUCCAAGUAAAUUUAAUUUAUUUUGUUAAAUUAAAAUAAAUAUGCAUGAUUGUGUCCAAUAAAGUUCUUAGGUGAUGGAAUUUCA
This is a messenger RNA of Silurus meridionalis, 2644 nucleotides long. Its product is annotated as E3 ubiquitin-protein ligase TRIM39-like. The transcript has 7 exons. Bases 625 to 2259 code for a protein of 544 amino acids. The record is from RefSeq and is a predicted model, not a curated record. NCBI's taxonomy places the organism in Eukaryota, Metazoa, Chordata, Actinopteri, Siluriformes, Siluridae. Gene Ontology annotation, molecular function: zinc ion binding; protein binding.